GGAGCAAUCGCGAGCCACUAAUUUUUUUUCUCUUUCCCCUUCCCUAUCGGCGGGAGCCACAGCUCCAAGCGCGACCUCACAUCAUACCAUCACCUCACGCCGACUUUCCCGCAAAACUUCCCACCGUAAUCCGAAAUUCUCCAAAACCCCCCGUUCUUCCCGCGUCACGAGAGUUGGGUCCCACCAAAAAGCCCAAAUCCUUCCCCCGGGUUUUCUCGGUACGCUGCAUUACAUAACGAACUACUACUGUAGUAGCCCCAGAACAUCCCCAAACCCCCCCUCCUUUCGGGCUGCGGCUGCAUAUGCGGACAUGACGCGCCGCCCGUAAAGUAGCGCAACGGCUAGCAGCGAAUAUGGGGAAGCGGCGGAAGGUCGCGCAUAACAGCAGCAGCAGCAACGCGCAGAAGCAGAGGCCCGGCGCCGGAAGCCGGAAGCCGCAGCCGCAGAAGGGGAAGGCGGCACAAGGACAAGGCCAAGGACAAGGUCAAGGCCAGCCGAAGUCUCACAAGCAACAGCAGCAACAGAAUAAUAAGUCGCAACCGCAACCGCAACAGCAGCAUGACGAACCCACGAUCCCGUUCGCCCCCGAAGACAAGAUCCUGCUCAUCGGCGACGGCGACCUGAGCUUCGCCGCCUCGCUGGUCGAGCACCACUACUGCGCCUCCGUGACGGCGACGGUGCUCGAAAAAGGGCCCGAGGAGCUAGCAGCGAAGUAUCCGCACGCGCCGGACAACAUCGCCAAGGUCGAGGCGGAGGAGGGGUGCAGGGUGCUGUAUAACGUCGACGCGACGAAGAUGGCGCCGUUCGUCGACAAGCGGAAGGGCGGGGGCGGCGUCAUGGACCGCGUCAUGUUCAACUUCCCGCACGUCGGCGGCAAGAGCACCGACGUCAACCGCCAGGUGCGCCACAACCAGGAGCUGCUCGUCGCCUUCUUCCGCCGCGCCGCGCCGUCGCUGGCCCCCGGCGGCACGAUCGUGGUUACCCUGUUCGAGGGCGAGCCCUACACGCUGUGGAACGUGCGCGACCUCGCGAGGCAUAGUGGCCUCCGCGUCGAGCGCAGCUUCCGCUUCCAGGCCGCCGCGUACCCCGGGUACCGCCACGCGCGGACGCUCGGCGUCGUGAGGAGUAAGAGUGGCGAGGUCGGCGGCGGGUGGAAGGGCGAGGAGCGCGCGGCGCGGAGCUAUGUUUUUGUGAGGAAGGAUGAUGAGGCUAAGCCGGCGGUGGGGAGUGGGCAGGGUAAGAAGCGCUCACGGGCGGAUGAUGAGUCUUCGGAUGAUGAUUGAUGCAUUAUUUAUGUUUGCUAGUCCUGAGCGGGAUUGAUGACCUGGCGAUCAGCGAGGUAUUGGAGUCUGACCCUUAGCAUGGUGUGGCACACGUGCUACUUGGGGUUACGUGGAUAUACUAGAAAGGAGAACGAUAACUGGUAACUCUGUUUUCCUGACCGGUCCCAACGGUCGAUGUAGAGAACGUUGUAUGGAUAUCCGAAGGCCCCGUGGCUGUCAUGCGGCUGGUACACCCAUCUUAGGGAAAUAAUUCGUCAGCCGCAGCUUUAGAUGGACUAUGUCUUCAUCACGGAGUUUUUGCCCAUUUGCUCUGCAUUACAAAGACCCGUUCUUUUUAUGCCUUUGGAAUGGGGUUGACUCUAGUCUACGGUUCUCGUACGUUUGAUAUAUUCUUGUUCGAAAACCGGGAAAAUUGGUGUCAUAGUCUUGGAGGGCACCGGGAAGUAUUGAUUGGACACUGUUUGGGAACACCAUGCUGUAAGGAUAUCAACAAAUCGCGUUAUUUAACAGGCCACUCGAACUAGAUAAUAUGAGCCAAAAUAUCGAUAUCGAAAGGCCAUUGGUCCAGACGUCGCUGUAAGGGCUAUAUUCAACAUAAACGUGCUUACCCCAAAGUGAGACAUGGUGGUGGAACUAAGACAAAAACCACGAGCUCGGCUUCGCUGUCUUAUG
Molecule: messenger RNA, 1955 nt
Organism: Annulohypoxylon truncatum
Lineage: Eukaryota; Fungi; Ascomycota; Sordariomycetes; Xylariales; Hypoxylaceae
Exons: 1
Coding region: 354-1283 (309 amino acids)
Biological process (GO): rRNA base methylation
Cellular component (GO): cytoplasm
Molecular function (GO): rRNA (uridine-N3-)-methyltransferase activity
Source: RefSeq, a predicted model, not a curated record